Molecule: messenger RNA, 939 nt
Organism: Dovyalis caffra
Lineage: Eukaryota; Viridiplantae; Streptophyta; Magnoliopsida; Malpighiales; Salicaceae
Source: the annotation of a GenBank genome assembly
AUGCCGGCAACAGCAGGAAGAGUUCGCAUGCCGGCGAACAACAGGGUGCACAGUAGUGCGGCCCUGCAGACUCACGGUAUAUGGCAGAGUGCAAUUGGGUACGACCCUUAUGCACCUAAUAAGGAUGACUCCAAAAAUCAUCUCAGGAGGUUUCCUCCAAUGCUGAGCCUGAAGGGUCUCCUGGCGCUUGCCCGUAUUACUUCAUCCAAUGCUGAUGAGGUUCGUGGUGCUUGUAAGAGAUGUGGUCGUGUUGGCCACCUUGCUUUUCAAUGUAGGAAUUUUGUGAGUGUUAAGGAUGGUGAUAAAGAGAAGGAUGCGGAAGCAGUUCAGGCUGCAGUUUUGUCUGGGUUGGAGAAGAUAAAAAGGAAUGGGAAACGUGCAGCUGAGAGUGAUGAGAGUGAGGAUGAUGAAGAAGAGAGUGAGACUUCAGAUUCUGAGGUGGAUUCGGAGAUUGAGCGGAUUAUUGCUGAAAGGUAUGGUAAGAAGAAGAGUAGUAAGGGGAAGUCAUCGAGGAAGGAGGAGGGUUCUGAUGAGGAUGAGUCAGAUUCUGAUCCUAGGGGGAGGAAGAAGAGAGGAAGGUCAAAGAAAAGGAGUAAGAAGAGGGUGAGUAGUGAUUCAGAGGAUGAGGAUGAGGGUAGGAGGAAGAAGAGAAAGGAGAAAAGGAGGAAGAGGGAUGAAUCAUCUGAUGAAGAGGAUGAACGGCAACACCGUAAGAGGAAGAGUAGGAAGGAAAAGAGGAGAAGGAGAAGUCAUCGGCAUUCUGAUGAUUCUGAUUCAGAUGGGUCUGAGGAUUCUGGUCGAAGGCACAAGCGGAAGAGCAGGAAGGCAUCAUCUUUACCUGAUCCCGAUGCCUCUGGCUCUGAUGACCCACGGGUUGGAAGAGAUACAAAGCAUUCUAAGAAGAAGAUCAGGAAACGCCGUCAUGAAGACGAUGAAUGA